Messenger RNA from Jaculus jaculus (lesser Egyptian jerboa), 4278 nucleotides. It is a transcript of the gene Dpyd, whose product is annotated as dihydropyrimidine dehydrogenase. The transcript has 23 exons. Gene Ontology annotation, cellular component: cytoplasm; cytosol. Gene Ontology annotation, biological process: thymine catabolic process; uracil catabolic process. Gene Ontology annotation, molecular function: iron-sulfur cluster binding; uracil binding; NADP binding. The coding region runs from base 57 to 3134 and encodes 1025 amino acids. The record is from RefSeq and is a predicted model, not a curated record. NCBI's taxonomy places the organism in Eukaryota, Metazoa, Chordata, Mammalia, Rodentia, Dipodidae.
AGCCCGCCUGCAGCCUGCCCGCAGCGCCGCCGGGUCGCCGGGCCGGAGGCGCUGUCAUGGCCCCCGUGCUGAGCAAGGACGCGCCGGACAUCGAGAACAUCCUGGCUUUAAAUCCUCGAACACAAACUCAUGCAACUCUGCGUUCUACUGCGGCCAAGAAAUUAGACAAGAAACAUUGGAAAAGAAACUCUGAUAAGAACUGCUUUGAUUGUGAGAAGCUGGAGAAUAAUUUUGAUGACAUCAAGCACACGACUCUUGGUGAGCGAGGAGCUCUCCGAGAAGCAAUGAGAUGUCUGAAGUGUGCAGAUGCCCCCUGUCAGAAGAGCUGCCCAACAAACCUGGAUAUUAAAUCAUUCAUCACAAGUAUUGCAAACAAGAACUAUUAUGGAGCUGCUAAGCUAAUUUUUUCUGACAAUCCACUUGGUCUUACUUGCGGAAUGGUAUGUCCAACCUCUGAUCUUUGUGUAGGAGGAUGCAAUUUAUAUGCCACUGAAGAGGGAUCAAUUAAUAUUGGUGGACUUCAGCAGUUUGCUACUGAGGUGUUCAAAGCAAUGAAUAUCCCACAGAUAAGAAAUCCUUCUCUGCUGCCCCCAGAAAAAAUGCCUGAAGCCUAUUCUGCAAAAAUUGCCCUGUUUGGUGCUGGGCCGGCCAGUAUAAGUUGUGCUUCUUUUCUGGCUCGAUUAGGCUACUCUGACAUCACUAUAUUUGAAAAACAGCAAUAUGUGGGUGGCUUAAGUAUUUCUGAAAUCCCUCAGUUCAGGCUGCCCUGUGAUGUUGUGAAUUUUGAAAUUAAACUUAUAAAGGACCUUGGUGUAAAGAUAAUUUGUGGAAAAAGCCUUUCUGUGGAUGAAAUGACUCUUACUACGUUGAAAGAAAAUGGCUACAAAGCUGCUUUCAUUGGAAUAGGUUUGCCAGAACCCAAAAAAGAAAAUAUCUUCCAAGGCCUAACACAGGACCAUGGGUUUUAUACGUCCAAAGAUUUUUUGCCACUUGUAGCCAAAAGCAGUAAAGCAGGAAUGUGCGCCUGUCACUCUCCAUUGCCGUCGAUACGGGGAGCCGUGAUUGUACUCGGCGCCGGAGACACUGCCUUUGACUGCGCCACCUCCGCCCUGCGAUGUGGAGCCCGCCGCGUGUUCAUCGCCUUCAGAAAGGGCUUUGUUAAUAUUAGAGCGGUCCCGGAGGAGAUGGAACUUGCCAAAGAAGAGAAGUGUGAGUUUCUGCCUUUUUUAUCCCCACGGAAGGUGAUUGUAAAAGGUGGGAAAAUUGUUGCCAUGCAGUUCGUCCGGACUGAGCAGGAUGAAACUGGGAACUGGAGAGAAGAUGAAGAGCAGGUGGUGCAACUGAAAGCCGCUGUGGUCAUCAGCGCCUUCGGCUCCACUCUCAGCGACCCCAGAGUAAAAGAAGCCUUGCAUCCCAUAAAAUUUAACAGAUGGGGUCUCCCUGAAGUCGAUCCAGAAACUAUGCAAACCAGUGAACCAUGGGUGUUUGCAGGUGGUGACAUUGUGGGUAUGGCCAACACUACAGUGGAAUCUGUCAACGACGGAAAGCAGGCUUCCUGGUACAUCCACAAAUAUAUACAGUCACAAUAUGGAGCCUCAGUCUCUGCCAAGCCAGAACUGCCCCUCUUUUACACGCCCGUGGAUCUGGUGGACAUCAGUGUGGAAGUGGCGGGAUUGAAGUUUCCCAACCCUUUCGGUCUUGCCAGUGCUACGCCAGCUACGAGCUCACCCAUGAUUCGAAGAGCCUUUGAAGCUGGAUGGGGUUUUGCACUGACCAAAACUUUCUCUCUUGAUAAGGACAUUGUGACAAAUGUUUCACCCAGAAUCAUCAGGGGGACCACCUCUGGCCCCAUGUACGGCCCAGGACAAAGCUCCUUCCUGAACAUUGAGCUCAUCAGUGAAAAAACUGCUGCAUACUGGUGUCAAAGUGUCACUGAACUAAAGACUGACUUUCCAGACAAUAUUGUGAUCGCAAGCAUCAUGUGCAGCUACAACAAAAAUGACUGGAUGGAACUAUCUAGAAUGGCUGAGGCUUCUGGAGCAGACGCCCUCGAGUUAAAUUUAUCGUGUCCACAUGGCAUGGGAGAAAGAGGAAUGGGCCUGGCUUGUGGACAGGAUCCAGAGUUGGUGCGGAACAUCUGUCGUUGGGUUAGGCAAGCUGUUCGGGUUCCAUUUUUUGCCAAGUUGACCCCAAAUGUCACUGAUAUUGUGAGCAUCGCAAGAGCAGCAAAAGAAGGUGGUGCAGAUGGUGUUACAGCUACCAACACUGUCUCAGGCCUGAUGGGAUUAAAAGCCAAUGGCACUCCAUGGCCAGCAGUGGGCACUGGAAAGCGGACCACAUAUGGAGGAGUGUCAGGAACUGCAAUAAGACCUAUUGCUUUGAGAGCAGUGACUGCCAUUGCCCGGGCUUUGCCUGGAUUUCCUAUUUUGGCCACAGGUGGCAUUGAUUCAGCUGAAAGUGGCCUUCAGUUUCUCCACAGUGGUGCUUCAGUCCUCCAGGUGUGCAGUGCUAUUCAAAAUCAGGACUUCACUGUCAUUGAAGACUACUGCACCGGCCUCAGAGCCCUGCUUUACCUAAAGAGCAUCGAUGAGCUGCAGGACUGGGACGGGCAGAGUCCAGCCACUUUGUGUCACCAGAAAGGGAAGCCAGUUCCUCGUAUUGCUGAACUCAAAGGCAAGAAACUGCCAAACUUUGGACCUUUCCUUGAACAGCGCAAGAAAAUCAUAGCAGAAAGCAAGAUUAGACAGAAAGGACAAAAUGAAGCUUGUUCACCACUUAAGAGAGAUGGUUUCGUCCCCAAAAAUCCUGUUCCCACCAUCAAGGAUGUCAUCGGAAAAGCCCUGCAGUACCUGGGAGCGUAUGGUGAACUGAGCAACACAGAGCAGGUAGUAGCUCUGAUUGAUGAAGAAAUGUGUAUCAACUGUGGCAAGUGCUACAUGACCUGUAACGACUCUGGCUACCAGGCUAUACAGUUUGAUCCAGAAACCCACCUGCCCACUGUUACUGACAUGUGCACAGGCUGUACUCUUUGUCUCAGCGUCUGCCCUAUUAUCGACUGCAUCCGGAUGGUUUCCAGGACAACACCUUAUGAACCAAAGAGAGGCUUACCCUUAGCUGUGAAGCCAGUGUGUUAAGGUGAUGUGUAAGACAGUUGCUGUGAACUUUGAUGUCACCAACAUUAUUUGGUGUUUUAAAAAAUUGUGAUCAUUGUGUUCAGUUUAUUCCAAAUUUAAAACUUACAUAAUUUCUAAAUAAAUUUCUAAAUUAAAAAUAUCUAAUGCCAAGGACCAAUUAAUGGUCAUAAAAUGGAAUAAUUCCUUUCAGGGGAUAGUGUUAAAUAAGGGUGGCAGUUAAUUGGAUAUGCACUGUUAGUUGUCUGUUGUGAAAAAUUAACUUUUUGUGGCAAUUAGUGUGACAAUUUCCAAAUUACCCUACACUGUGCUCCAUCUUUGAUUUCUAAUUGUAAGUGAAAUUAACUAUUUUGGAACAAAGUAUGCUUUACCAUACAAGAAAAUGUUUCCAAGGAAACACUUUAUAAUUAAAAAUUACCUAUAAUUUUAAUACUGUUUCUAAGGAAAUGUAAUUAACUCUGUUAAGAACAAAUGAAAAAUGUCAAAUCAUUAUUUACUAUGACAGGAAUUUAUAGAACUGUAUUAAGAUACCCCCUUUGCUGAAAUAGCUCAUUUUUGGUGCUGGAUGCUGAAAGUGAGACUAUUUCCUGAUUAAACACUAUUCAUGCCUGAGGUGGGUGUCCAGACUGUUCACAGAUGGACCUUCUUUAAAUACUGUUCCCAGUGAAAUAAGAUACUGGGACAGAGAUCUGGCUAAUGCCACACUUCUGCUGUGCACAGAGCUGCCCUGUCUGCUUUUUUGAAGCACCUUCAUUACGUUAGCAAUUAAUGUUCACACAAAUCCCAGAUUACACUGCACUUAGUCACAUGCUUCAUUAUCCAACUGUGAGAAAUGUGCAACAUAGAGAACCAGUUUGCCUACUUUCUACUUAGUGGUUAUGUAAUUUUGAAAUAAUGGAAUAAGAGGAAGCAUGUGCUUUCUGAUAUUGAUGAAGAAUAUUUUUCUGUUUCUCUAUGUUCAUAAUCAAUAAAUGGUGUCAUAUAAAUUGACUUACUUCUCCUUUGUAGCAUAUUUUAGUAUGAAUCUGUAAGGAGUAAAUCAAAAUGGUAAUGUAUGCCAUAUUUCUGUGAAGAAUACCAGAAUUAGAAAUGCAUUUUGGCCACAAAAUAUGUAUGAUUGAAUAUAAAUAAAAUUUUAUGAACUACA